AUGGCGCGCAAGGCGAAGGCUGUCGACUUCUUGGUCAACCGCAUGAGCAAGAUGCGCCUGAAGGACGAGGCUCUCGCCCUGGCAGCAACCGUGAAGGAGGACAUCAGUGAUGAAACCGCCGAGCGCCCGCCUUUCCGCUUCUUCGACCUUCCGUCCGAGCUGCGAUUACGCAUCUACGAGUUCCUGCUCAUCCUCCCCAAGACUAUUGACCUUGACCCUACAAACUAUCGCAUAGUCGCUCCCUAUCUCCGCCUCUUCCUCGCAUCCCACCGCAUGCACGAAGAAGCAUCGCGUGUCUUCUACGGCCGCAAUACCUUCCGCGUUUUCCCUAUACACGGUCGCUACAUCAAUCGGAAGCACCCGUUGCUCGCGUGGCUGCCCCGAAGGUACCGUGCAUACAUCACAAGGCUAGAGUUGCGGCUCGGUCCAGGCUUCACGCGGCCGCCGAAAGGAUGGGUCGUGGAUAGUCGCCUCGGCCUUGCGGCUGCAACGAAGAUUCACAGGUUGAAAAUCUUCAUUGAGAUUGACCCUGCGUCGAAUGAAAUCUUCGAGGGGUUCCGCGUGGGGCAGGACUUUUAUACAGAAUAUUGCGUGAACUUGCUGAGGGGCCUGCUCGCACAGGUGCCCUCGGUCAAUGAGGUAGAGUUUGAUGCCUACCCUAGCGUCUCGAAGUCUAGCCCACUACUGGAAGGAUUGCUGGUAGAGACGAAGCUGAACCAGAAACGCAUUACUUGGGGGCCAGAGAGGGGUUGGGACAAGAUUGUUGAGGUUGGUCUCGCGAAAACGUUGCAGAACAAGGCCCCGACGACGCUAUGA
Molecule: messenger RNA, 816 nt
Organism: Cucurbitaria berberidis CBS 394.84
Lineage: Eukaryota; Fungi; Ascomycota; Dothideomycetes; Pleosporales; Cucurbitariaceae
Exons: 1
Coding region: 1-816 (271 amino acids)
Source: RefSeq, a predicted model, not a curated record